Scatophagus argus is the source of this 5983-nucleotide messenger RNA. RefSeq names its product vav 2 guanine nucleotide exchange factor (gene vav2). Gene Ontology annotation, cellular component: cytoplasm. The coding region runs from base 1087 to 3717 and encodes 876 amino acids. The transcript is spliced from 29 exons. Gene Ontology annotation, molecular function: protein binding; guanyl-nucleotide exchange factor activity. The record is from RefSeq and is a predicted model, not a curated record. NCBI's taxonomy places the organism in Eukaryota, Metazoa, Chordata, Actinopteri, Scatophagidae. Gene Ontology annotation, biological process: regulation of GTPase activity; cell migration; intracellular signal transduction.
AAGUAGGGACACAUUAUCCAACUCUUAGCUUUGCGUCCGAUAAUCGGCACAUGAGAGCUCGUUCAACGCCGAGCGAAAAACCCGGACGCGUCCUCCCCGGGAUCUGUGCAGCUGGGCUCGGGAAUUGGGACUGUAAAACAUCUCCGUUCGAAAGGGAAACGAGGAGAAGGAGACACAAGCGAGGACAUGAACGGAAGGGAGGCAGAAAUCACUGAAACGCAAAGCUGUAUGCACGCGUAACGCUGUUUCUGGCGUGCGCAAAGGCGCCAAACAAAGUAACGUUAACCGGAUAAAUUACACCGAUAUGUUUUUUUCCCUGGACAUGUUUCCGCUGCCGGACAGCGUUGUUUAGGCUCUGUGGAAAGAGGCUGAUCCUGUCGCUGUGUGGAGAGACUGUGUAUUAUGUCUUUUUUUCCCUUUAUUCUUUACUCUGGAAAUUACGGGAAGUUGUUUUUGGACGUUUAACUUCUGAGGUGACGCUAAAUGCAAAUGCGGUAGGUGACUCCGGCCAGCGACUCAGCUACUAAACAGACCUGAAACGCUGUUUUUCCUCCCACAUUGUAUACGAGGCUGUGCUGUUUGGUUCACUGAAACGUGAGACCCCAGUGAACUAACAACAAAUAACAAACCGCUGCAUCCAGCUGUUUUAUCAGCCGCUACUGUAAACCUUCAUUCACGCCUUUUUGGAUUGGAUAUGCUAAGAAAAGUUUGUAAGAAUGAAGAGAAGAAAAUUCCCGUAGCACGCCUCUGUUUUCUGUUCACAUCGCCGCCGCCUGCUGAAGUGGAUCUGUUGAAACGCUGUUAUUUUACUCUUUUUUUUCUCAAGCCUUCAUCGUUUCCAUGUUGUGGCGACAGCAGAGCUGACAUGCGUCUGGAAUGGGCAUAUAGUGCGGUGACCUACUGCUUUUAACAUACAGUUGCGAAACUGACUGAUUGUUUUCGAGUUGACAGUGAAUGAGUAAGACAUCCGGGCGCAGGUAGGGAACCGGGUAGUGCGUGCUUGUGCGCUGUGAGUAGCCGCUUUUAGCCCACCCUGAACCAGUUCGUGCUCUCGGUUACUUCGUGAGGAGAGUCUCUGCAGCCGAUAUGGAGGAGUGGAGACAGUGCGGGCGGUGGUUGAUAGACUGCAAGGUCCUGCCCCCGAACCACCGGGUCGUGUGGCCCUCGGCGGCCGUGUUCGACUUGGCACAGGCCCUGAGAGACGGGGUGCUCUUGUGCCAGAUGUUGCACAACCUCUCGCCGGGAUCAGUGGACCUGAAGGAAAUCAAUUUCAGACCCCAGAUGUCACAGUUCCUGUGUCUGAAGAACAUCCGGACAUUUCUCAAGGUUUGCCACGACAAGUUCGGCCUGCGCAACAGUGAACUGUUUGACCCUUUUGACCUCUUUGAUGUCAGGGACUUCGGCAAGGUAAUCUCCGCUCUGUCGAGGAUCUCCCACCACAGCAUUGCACAAAUCAAAGGCAUCAGGCCUUUUCCAUCAGAGGACACAGCUCUGAAUGAGGAUGAUGUGUACCGGAGCCUUGAGGAGCUGGCAGAUGAGCAUGACUUGGGUGAGGAUGACAUCUACGACUGUGUGCCGUGUGAGGACGAUGGGGAUGACAUCUACGAGGACAUCAUUAAGGUGGAAGUACGACAACCCAUGAAAAUGGGUAUGACAGAAGAUGACAAGAGAAACUGCUGCUUAGUGGAGAUCCAGGAAACUGAAGCAAAGUACUACAAGACUUUAGAGGACAUCGAGAAGAAUUACAUGAUCCCGUUGAAGCAAGUCUUGAGUCCACAGGACAUGGAGGCUAUCUUUGUCAAUCUUGAGGAUGUAAUCAAAGUCCACUUUGCCCUUCUGAGAGCCAUCGACCUGAGUAUGAUUAGUGGAGGAAGCGGCCUGGGCAAGAUUUUUCUGGACUUCAAGGAAAGGUUGUUGAUCUAUGGUCAGUACUGCAGCCACAUGGAGAACGCCCAGAAGACACUGGAUGAGUUAAUAGCGACACGAGAGGAUGUGAAGAUUAAAGUGGAGGAAUGUACUAUGAAGGUGCAGGAAGGGAAGUUCAAGCUGCAGGAUCUUCUGGUGGUUCCCAUGCAGAGGGUGCUGAAGUAUCACCUACUACUGAAGGAACUUUUGAGUCACUCAACUGACCGACCAGAGAGACAGCAACUCAAGGAGGCUCUGGAGGCUAUGCAGGACCUUGCCAUGUACAUCAAUGAAGUCAAAAGGGACAAUGAGACACUGAAGAAAAUCAGCGAAUUCCAAAGUUCAAUAGAAAAUCUUCAGCAGGUGAAACUGGAGGAGUAUGGGAGGCCAAAGAUAGACGGAGAGCUGAAGGUGUGCUCCAUUGUCAACCGAACGAAACAGGACCGGUAUAUUUUCCUGUUUGAUAAAGUGGUCAUUGUCUGCAAGAGGAAAGGCUAUAACUAUGAACUCAAAGAGAUCAUUGAACUGCAGUCUUAUAAAAUGUCGGACGACCCCAUGAACAACAGAGACAUGAAAAAGUCGAGUGGAAAAAUGUGGUCUUAUGGUUUCUACCUGAUCCACCUGCAAGGGAAGCAGGGCUUUCAGUUCUUUUGUAAAACUGAGGAGACUAAGAGGAAGUGGAUGGAACAGUUUGACAUGGCCAUGUCCAACAUCAAGCCAGAGAGAGCCACAGCCAAUCAGCAUAAUUUCCAAAUGCACACAUUUGAUAAGAAUACCAACUGUCGAGCCUGCAAGAUGCUUCUGAGGGGAAUCUUCUAUCAGGGCUACUACUGCUCUCGCUGUGGAACAGGAGCACACAAAGAGUGUCUGGAAAUCAUCACCAUCUGUAAAAUCAAUCCUCAUGACCAGGAACCUGGAAUAUCAUCAGGUCCGAAGAUGGUUGCAGUGAGGAACUACCACGGCACACCAGCCCCUCCGGGAAAGACACCACUCUGUUUUCAGACGGGAGACUUUAUUGAGCUGCUGAAGGGAGAUCCUGACACCACAUGGUGGGAGGGGAAGCUGAUACAAACACAAAAGAGUGGCUUCUUCCCCAGUUCAUGUGUCAAACCUUAUUUGGACCCAAAGCCCUUCCAGUCGUUAUCCAGCCGGCAGUCCUCUAGGGAAGCAGACUACUAUGGAUAUCCUUGGUUUGCAGGAAACAUGGAGCGCCAGCAGGCAGACAACCUUUUGAAAUCCCACAGCAGUGGGACCUACCUUAUCAGAGAGAGGACAGCUGAGGCAGAGAGGUUUGCCAUCAGCAUCAAAUUUAAUGAUGAAGUAAAACACAUCAAAGUCAUUGAAAAAGACAGCUGGAUUCACAUCACUGAGGCCAAGAAGUUUGAGAGUCUUUUGGAGCUGGUGGAGUACUAUCAGUCCCAUUCACUGAAAGAAAGCUUCAAGUUAUUAGAUACUACAUUGCGUUACCCCUACAAGUCUAGAGAACGAUCGCUAACUCGUGCCAGUACCCGCUCACCAGCAGCCACCUGCGCCUCCUACAACUUUUCCUUCCUCAGUCCACAGGGACUCAACUUCUCGUCUUCUCAGAGCUCAGCUCCCUUUUGGUCAGUGUUUACUCCUCGGGUGGUCAGUACAGCAGUGGCCAGGUACAACUUUGCAGCACGAGACAUGAGAGAGCUGUCAUUGCGAGAAGGAGACAUUGUCAAAAUCUACAGCAAGAUCGGUGGAGACCAGGGCUGGUGGAAAGGCGAGGCCAACGGACGAAUUGGAUGGUUUCCUUCAACCUACGUGGAUGAAGAAGGAGUGCAGUAAAGGUAUGAAAGCUUGCUGGCCUGGCUCCCUUUUAAAUCAGGAACCAUCUUCUAUCUACUGUUCUCAGAGAAAAUUUCAUUCUCUCCAGGAAAAUAACGCAAAGAAAAAAGAACCUUUUUUUGUUGUUGUUUUUGCUGGAUACUCAUUUUUCAGCGAGUGUUUCUACCCCAUUUCUCUAUCUUCAAUUAUGCAUCAGCUUUGCUUUUGUUUGGAUUUGUUGUCGGAUUUCUUUUUUUUUUUGGAAGAUGUCCUGUUUAAUUUCUGUACAGGAAAGACGACAAAAAAACUGGCUUGCUGUCUGUCAGUCUCUGUGUGCUCUGCAGAGGCUUUAUUGAACUGAGGACACAGCAGAAACUGACUGUGGAUAGCUUUACUUUGAAAAAGGCUCCCCUUUGUUGCAGGUCUAUCGAGGUGAAAUAAUUGUACAGUAUAGAUAAUUUAUUGAAUAGAGAUUAUUAUCAUUACUAAUGAUUAUUGUGGGGAAGUUGAUUUUAGUAAAAGCAAGGAAUCAGACGAGAAAACCUAAAAUAAGAUGAAAAAAAAUAUGCUCCGUUUUCAUGUUGAGAGAUUUUGCCUUAGUUGUCAUGGUGAUGCCUUGUGGGCUGAAGCCAGUGGAGGGAAUCGACUCUGUUGACUGUUUUUCCUUCUCCAUGUAUGCAUGUGCCCAUGUGCAGCCCACACAAACACACACACAGACCAAUGUACAGUACGGUGCCUUUGAAGAAUGGUCUCUUACUGAACCUCUACAUCAGCCAGUAAAGAACAUUGCCAUCCCCAAAAAAAGACGUUUGUCCAGAUCCAGAGGAUUUUGCUAAAGGAGGGGAGAGGCCCUUAUACAACGCGCAGGGGCCGGCUCACCUUCUGAGACCCUGAAACCAAGAUGGUGAAGCAUUUAACUUUUCCUAACUGGUGACUGGAUGGACUCACAGAGACAGUUGGAGGGUUUUUAUAGCCAACAACAAUCACGUACACAGUUCACGUCAGUCUUGGUGCCACAAGUCCAUGGGUGCAAUCAGCUGGAUUCAAAAGGGAAACAUCAAGACAUUCCACCUGACUACCACUUCACACAUUUAAAUCUCUGCGUUCAUUGUUUCAUUUUUGCACAGAAUUAUUUUUUAAGUCAUAAGAACUGGAGCAACUUUUUUUAUUUUUAUUUGAAGCCAAAUGUUUUACUGUCUGCAUGGAGUUUGAUCAAUUAUUAUGAUUUUUGUACCUAGCCUUAUUUUUACAGAUCAUCAGGUGACGGAUUACCCCCCCCCAAAAAAAAAAAAAAAAUAUUAACCAUUUUUCAUGUGUGGAAUCCAUGUUGAUGCUGUGCAGACUGGUGAAAAUGAAAUCGUGUCAGAAUCGUAUUUUGAAUCUGAAGGAAAACCGUAUGCUGAUUAACCUGAAUCCACAGAAGGAGCCCUUAAUCAUUUUGUGAUUGUCUAGGGGUGCAGUGCUCAGUGUUUCCUGUAAUUUCCUAAUGCUAGAAAUACUGUAUUAAUAAAACAGAUUUGCAGACAUUUUGAUCACAAUCUGUCUGUCAGACAUUUCAUUGGUUUUCCACUGACAGCACUCAGGAGAUGUAUGCCAGACAACUUUCUAAUUCUAGUUAUACAGAUAUUGAGAAGUUUAUUGACCCUUUCAGCACAGCUUUCUAUAAAAGGUUAGUUCAGAUUUUCUAUGCAUUUAAUUUGAUAAAGAUAUAUAUUUAAUAACUCGGUGUAUAUGGCCUUACUUUUAACAUUCUGCCACCUACACAUUUCAGUAUUGAUAUAUUGCUCGGAGCUUAUGCCGACUUGUCUUUUCAUACGUGUGAAUUUUUCACAGUAGACUAAAACGGGUCAAUAAAUGGGUCGAUACAAAUCAGUUUUAAGUAACUCUCAAAGCAUCCACAAACCUCACCGAGAAGUGAAGCGCAAACACUGAGCACCUCAGCUCUGGCCGGUUCACAAAGACUUAUGGAGCAGAAGAUGCCGAUUUGUUUAGUUUCUAAACUUUGACUGUCUACGGUGUGUGUUAUUGCAAUGGCUGACCACCCCAGAAAAGUCCUACUGCUGUGUGAGGGAGACUCACAGGAGGCCUCCACAUUAUCUAAAAAGAGGGGAGGAUCUAGUCGCUGUUAUGUAGUGGACAAAAACCCAUUGCAUGUGGCUAUUGAUAUUUCAGCUCCUGUCAAUACAUCCUGGAAAAGAGAAGUACUUAAAUGUGUACAUUUUUUUGAAUGGUUGAGUAUUUCCAAAUGAGGUCUAUCAUGAAAUAAAUAUUUCUCCUUUGAUUUAAA